ACAUGUCUUAAAACGACAAUGUCAAAAGUAGCACGCCUCAGACAGUGUCAAUUCUACUCCUUUAUUGACCAAGCGGAUCACCAGUCAUACCAUACUAUUUCUUUGAUCAACCGCCACAUUCAGUAGAGGAAGUUGCAGUCCAUCUGACUUGGCAAAAGAAGGGAUUAUCUUUGUAUUUGUAGCCUGUUUUUUGGGGAAAGAUGAUGAUUUGUGAAGUCCUGGAAGUUUGUGUUCAUGACUUUUUCUACUUGGCUUCUUAUAAUCUGCACAUAUGCUGACCUUUGCCUACUGCAUUAAUUGGACUGUAACUGUUUAUGGUAAAUUGUAUAUAAAAUAAUUUGAUUGACUAAUGAUCUUUUGACAUCUCUCGCUUUUCUCUAUCUAUGUGGAGCUUUAAGAGGUGCUCUUGCAGAAACUUGGGCGGUUAUGACUUAUUUGCACAAUAUUUUGUCGAUUUUUUCACAAAUUCGAAGAUAAUUUUUCCAAGGAAAACAGUAUCUUUUGGGAACUAAUGGUGGCCAUAGUUAGAAGGAUUACCAGCUUCUUUCCAUGGAAAUCCAGCCUGUAAAGAACAAUGAAAAAAUGUGGGUACCUCAGAAACUCAAUAUCAAAAGUAGUUUUAUCAGAUAAAUGUUGUUUUAGCACACAGGCAGUUCAAAUUGAAGAGUUUUUUAAAGAAUGUGAGAGCAUAAACAGAAACCCAAAUCAAAACCAUAAAUCUUUCGUGAAAGAUUAUUGUUUAAGGAAGCAAAUCGGUCGGAUAGAUCCAUGGUUUGAUUCAUACGCGUAUACUCGCCUGUUUCAGAGUUGCACAGAGAAAACCGGUUUAAUUGAAGGUAAGAACAUCCAUGGCCAUGUUAUUAAAAGUGGGUCAAAUCUGGAUUUGUUUGCUUGGAAUACCCUUCUUAAUAUGUACUCAAAAUUGGGUAACUUAAUGGAUGCUGAAAUGGUGUUUGAUGAAAUGCCGGAGAAAAAUACUGCUACUUGGGUACCCUUGAUUCAAGGAUAUGCCCAACUUGGGGACUUGAAUAAACCACUGGAGCUCUUUCGAAGGAUUCAUACAUAUGGUUUUGAGCUGAACCCAUUUGCUUUUUCGACAAUUUUGAAGGUUAUUGUUGAUAUGGAGCUCUUGGGGCAUGUUAAUUAUAUUCAUGGAUGUGUGAUUAAGCUUGGGUUUGAGUCAAAUGCCUUCGUGGGUUCCUCUUUGAUUGAUGGAUACUCUGCAAAUGGGCUUAUAAGAGAUGCUAGAGAAGUUUUUGAAGGAAUAUUAGAGAAGGAUAUAGUUUCAUGGACUGGAAUGAUAACUGCUUAUGCCGAGAGUGGUAAAGGUGACGGGGCAUUGAACCUCUUCUCUCAGAUGAGAGAGAAUGGUUUGAAGCCAAACCCUUUCACGUUUACAAGUUUACUAAAGGCUUCCACUAGUUUGGAAGAUGUAGAAUUGGGCAAGAGUUUUCAUGCUUUUGCUUUAAAAAUGCAGAAUGAAUCAAAUUACUUUGUGGGUAGUGCGCUUGUCGAUAUGUAUGCUAAAUGUGGGGGAAUUGAGGAUGCUCGAAUGGUUUUUAAUGGGUUUCAGGAACGUGAUGUGAUCGUGUGGAGUUUCAUGAUCUCACGUUAUGCUUGGAGUGGUGAAUAUGAGGAGGCAUUUGGGCUUUUUUUCCAAAUGUGGCAAGCUUCAGUGGCCCCUAAUCAGUUUAGCUAUGCGAGCUUUUUACAUGCAUGUUCGAGCUUGGGGGCCUUGGAGCUCGGCAAGCAAGCCCAUGGCCACCUUGUGAAACUUGAGUUUUACUCUGAUGUCUUUGUCUCAAGUGCCCUAAUCGACACCUAUGCAAAGUGUGGAAGAAUGGAUUAUGCAGAACUAGUUUUUUCUAGGUUGCCUUGUCCAAAUGAUGUUUCAUGGAACUCCAUGAUUGUAGGUUAUGUUCAGUUGGGUUUUGGAGAAGAGGCUUUACGACUCUUUCAAAAGAUGCAUGAGAGUCAUGUUGAGAUCACCCAAGUUACUUUUUCUAGCAUUCUUAGGGCUUGUGCAUGCUUGGCUGCUAUGGAGCAGGGGACCCAAAUUCAUUCCCUGAUUGCUAAGACCCAUUAUUACUAUGACACACCAGUGAAUAAUGCUUUAGUCGACAUGUAUGCCAAAUGCGGAAGCAUACGAGAUGCAUGGAAUGUUUUCAAUACUAUGAGUUACCAUGACAUAGUAUCAUGGAAUGCCAUGAUCAAUGGUUAUUCCUUACAUGGAUUAGGGCCCGACGCAUUGGAGCUCUUUGAGAAGAUGAUAGAGACUGGUUCCAAACCCAACCAUAUAUCUUUCGUAGGUGUGCUAUGUGCAUGUAGCAAUAUGGGACUGGUGAGCAAAGGCCGUGAAUAUUUCCAUGCCAUGACUAAUGACUACGGCAUCACACCUUGUAUGGAGCAUUACAGUUGCAUGGUGAGGCUUUUGGGGAGGUCGGGUCGUUUAGAUGAGUCCAUGAAGCUCAUAGAGGACAUGCCUUUUGAGCCUAGUGUUACGCUUUGGAGAGCUUUGCUAGGUGCUUGUGUUGUCCACAAAAACGUCAACUUAGGGAAACUUUCAGCGCAACGAGUGCUCGAGAUGGAGCCUAAUGAUGAGUCUGCCCAUGUGUUGUUAUCAAAUAUGUAUGCUGCCUCUGGCAGAUGGGAUGAUGUGGCCUUAAUAAGAAAAACAAUGAGGAAGAGAGGGGUGAGAAAGGAGCCUGGUCUUAGUUGGAUAGAGAUCCAGGGUAAAGUGCAUUCUUUUGGGGUGGAUGACACAAGCCACCCUGAGAUGAGGAGGAUCAGUGGAAUGUUAGAGUGGUUGAAGAGAGAGACCAGGAAGGCUGGCUAUGUUCCUGAUAGAAAUGUGGUUUUGCAUGAUGUCGAAGAGGACCAAAAGGAGCAAUCUCUUUGGGUUCAUAGUGAGAGAUUGGCCAUAGCAUUCGGGCUCGUGAGCUUGCCGCCUGGGUGCCCAAUUCGAAUAAUCAAAAACCUUCGAGUGUGUUUGGAUUGCCACUCUGCAAUCAAGUCCAUGUCUAAGGUUGUUGAGCGACAAAUUGUAGUAAGAGAUAUGAACCGUUUCCAUCAUUUCGAGGACGGAAAAUGCUCUUGCACCGAUUAUUGGUGAGAGAGAGAGAGAGAGUGGAGGGGGGCUGGGGGUGGGCAACAAUCAUUUCGAUCCGCUUGCCAAAGGGACACAGAAAUUGGUAUCUUAUUCUAUGUACUUAUUUUGUAACAUAGUAAGUAUAAAAGCCAAUUUAUCUGGCAAUUUUGUUAUGCAUGGAUUUUUUGAUAAUUGGAUUCAAAGAUUGGGGUUGAAUGAUUGAAAGAAGAAACGUAAAAUUGUGAAGAAUACUCAUUUUAGUUUGUUUUCCUUUUAAAGUGCUGGCAACCAUGGGAAUGAUGGUAUAUUUAUUUAAGACUAGUCCACGGCACCUGCAGCAAAAAAAUAAAUUAAAUUUGUAAAUUAUAAUUUUGGAAUAAAUUUAACUUCACCUAAACUCAGUAAUGUUGGCAUAAACUAUUCUUCAGCAAUAAAAAUAAUUAAAAGUCAUAAAAAUAAAAAAAGUUCGCAUUCCUCACUUUUACUUGAAAAUAGAACUCCCUGCAGUGUAAAA
Molecule: messenger RNA, 3602 nt
Organism: Amborella trichopoda
Lineage: Eukaryota; Viridiplantae; Streptophyta; Magnoliopsida; Amborellales; Amborellaceae
Product: Tetratricopeptide repeat (TPR)-like superfamily protein
Biological process (GO): RNA modification
Molecular function (GO): protein binding; RNA binding; zinc ion binding
Source: RefSeq, a predicted model, not a curated record